This is a messenger RNA of Pieris macdunnoughi, 2316 nucleotides long. Lineage: Eukaryota; Metazoa; Arthropoda; Insecta; Lepidoptera; Pieridae. The record is from the annotation of a GenBank genome assembly.
AUGUACAAAGGUUUUUCUCGGAUAUGGACUAUCUCUUGUACAGAUAGGUUACCAUGUCUAUCUCCAUUCGUAAACAGUGUUUUAUCCUCACGAAAUGGAAAUAAUUGUGGCAUAGGUUAUGUUUUCAAAAGAACUAAGAAACAUGAUAAAAGUAAUCCAUCAGCAUUAUUCGUACCAGUACCGGUUAAGCCAAAUCCUGAUGAUAUAAAUGUAGGGGAGGAAUUCACAGGAAGAUUGAAAAAGCAAGAUCUUCUAAAAACAUUAAACAAGUUUUAUCAAAAACCUGAAGUUAGAGUAUUAGCAUGUAAUAAUGGUUUGGACGAUCAACUAUUGCAUCAGGCAUUCCUGUCAUUCAGAAGACAUUGCUUAGAACAUGAUUUACCACCAGAUUUGCAUAUUACAAUUAGUGAUAUUCUUGUUGGUGCUGGACAUGUAGAUGAUCUCUUUCCAUAUUUCCUAAGACAUGCUAGACUUGCAUUUCCUCAUUUAGAUUGUUUAGAAGAUUUAAAGAAAAUAUCAGAUUUACGGACACCAGCUAGUUGGUAUCCUCAAGCACGCUCAAUGAAUAGAAAGAUAAUAUUCCAUGCAGGACCAACAAAUUCAGGGAAAACUUAUCAUGCUAUGGAGAGGUAUUUAACAGCAAAAUCAGGAGUAUACUGUGGACCACUAAAGCUAUUAGCUACAGAAAUAUACCAUAAGUCAAAUAAAAGAGGCACCCCUUGUGAUUUAAUAACUGGUGAAGAAAGACGGCAUGCUUCUCACUAUAACACAAUAAUGGAUAAUGAAGAAGAACAAUCAUCAAGUGAUGAAGAAAUAUUUGUACUCAAUGAACCAGAACUGACUCCUUCAAAACAUGUUGCCUGUACAGUUGAAAUGACCUCAUUAAAUGAUUCUUAUGAAGUGGCUAUAAUUGAUGAAAUUCAAAUGAUUGGAGAUAGAGGAAGAGGUUGGGCAUGGACUCGAGCUGUAUUAGGCCUGCAGGCAGAUGAGAUACAUUUGUGUGGGGAAGCUGGUUCUAUAAGUUUAGUUGAAGAGAUAUGUAACACAACUGGUGAGGAAAUAGAGGUCCGCACAUAUAAAAGGCUUACAGAGUUAAAAGUAGAGAAUUCAGCAUUGGGUUCACUAGAUAAUGUACAACCAGGGGAUUGUAUAGUUUGUUUUAACAAAAAUGACAUAUACAGUGUAAGUCGAGCCAUAGAACAGAGGGGUCAUGAAGUAGCUGUGAUAUAUGGGAGCUUACCGCCUGGUACAAAAUUGGCUCAAGCUAAUAAAUUUAAUGACCCGGAAAGCUCAUGCAAAGUCAUGGUGGCUACUGAUGCUAUUGGCUUAGGAAUUAAUUUGAGUAUAAGGCGAAUCAUAUUUUAUUCUCUCAUAAAGCCUAUUGUGAAAGAAGAUGGAGAUAAAGAAAUGGACGUCAUCAGUAUUUCCCAGGCUUUACAAAUUGCUGGCCGGGCAGGCAGGUAUGGUAGUGUGUGGGAAACGGGCUUUGUUACCACUUACAGACCUGAGGAUCUCCCCACAUUGAAGAUUUUGCUAUCGAAACCACCAGAACCAGUGACUCAGGCCGGUCUCCAUCCGACCGCUGAACAAAUGGAGUUAUAUGCUUAUCAUCUACCUCAUGCCACUUUGAGCAGUCUUAUGGACAUAUUCGUACACUUAUGCACGGUGGACGAUUCUCUAUACUUCAUGUGCAACACGGAAGCCUUCAAGUUCCUAGCUGAGAUGAUACAACAUGUGCCGCUACCUCUCCGCGCUCGAUACGUCUUCUGUUGUGCUCCUAUUAAUAAUAAGCUUCCUUUUGUCUGCGCUACAUUCUUAAAGAUGGUGCGCCAGUACAGUAGAAACGAGCCCUUAACAAAAACCUGGCUCAGUAACGUCGUCGAUUGGCCAAUGCCAGCACCUAAGACUAUUAUGGACCUUGUUCACUUGGAGGCUGUGUUUGAUGUACUGGAAUUGUAUCUUUGGCUUAGCUAUCGGUUCCCGGAUAUGUUUCCAGACGUCAAAUUGGUCCGAGAAAUGGAGGCUGAACUUGACGCUAUCAUACAGCAAGGAAUCUUUCAAAUUACCAGGUUAUUAAGAAAUUCGGAGCAAGUUUUUAAAGACGGAUCUGAGCUGGAAGAAGUCGGUCGUGGUAAGAGAAGUGGAAAGGUUCAUGGAUAUUCAAGGCCCGGUGACGAAAAGAAGAAACUCUCGGAAAUGCUUGUUGCCAAGGGUUUAAUAACACCACAAAUGUUGAAAGAAUUGCAACAAGAGCUGUCAUCCGACAAACAAGACAGAAGUCGAAACAAAACAAUUAAUAGAAAUAGAAGGAAAUGA